Molecule: messenger RNA, 3499 nt
Organism: Megalobrama amblycephala (Wuchang bream)
Lineage: Eukaryota; Metazoa; Chordata; Actinopteri; Cypriniformes; Xenocyprididae
Gene: doc2g
Product: double C2-like domains, delta
Exons: 11
Coding region: 297-1586 (429 amino acids)
Cellular component (GO): membrane
Source: RefSeq, a predicted model, not a curated record
AGCGCGCGCUCUCUCAUUGUUAAAUCUCAGCAGUGCUGUGAGAGUGACAGAUCAGUGAACGCGGUGCGCAGAGAAUUUAACGAAAACGUCACAACCGAGGCGCGCGCGAGCGCGCGCGAGAGAGAGAGAGAGUAGUGAGAGGGAGGGAGAGUGUGAGAGGAGGACAGAGAACGAGGAUAUAUUGAUACAAAGCGACGGUGGUUUCUCUUCAGUGUGUGUGAGAGAGACCAUGAGUGGAGACAAGAUGGAGUGCUGGAACAGAUGAAGACUGUCAUUGGUUCUUUCCAGUGGUCCCGAUGAGCGUCUCCAAACCGCCUCCGCCCCAUUCCCAUUUCCCCCCUAGCAACCCUUCCUCCCAUCUCCCCCUGCCUCCAUCCUCCUCUUCCUCCCUCUCUCCCUCCACCCCUCCCUCCGCCGCGGGUCCCCCUAGCCCCGCUGUGCCUCCCCCUCCCUCCCCGGUGAAGAUCUCUAUGCAGGAGCAUUUUGCCAUCAAUGUGUGCCCCGGCCCCAUCCUCCCCAUCCCACAGAUCUCAGACUUCUUCCCUCGUUUCCACGACUUCCCCAUCACCCCCCUUCCACCCCGGGAGAAGCAGAUUCUAAAGGACAAAGACAAGGACGGAGACGUGGACGGAGAGAAAGACCGCAAGAGGGAGAGAGAGCAAGAGGAGAAUGGAGAGUUCGUCGACUCAGAUGACGAUGACACCUACCUGGGAACUCUGGAGUUCAGCCUGCUAUUUGACCAAGAAAAUAACUGCUUGCACUGCACCAUCCACAAGGCCAAGGGACUGAAGGCCAUGGACUCCAAUGGACUGGCUGAUCCAUAUGUGAAACUCCACCUCCUGCCUGGAGCAAGCAAGGCAAACAAACUGCGCACUAAGACUUUAAAGAACACACUGAAUCCAGUGUGGAACGAGACGCUCAUCUAUCACGGCAUCACGGCUGCUGACAUGACCACCAAAACCCUCAGGCUGUGUGUGUGUGAUAUGGAUCGUUUAGGACGGAAUGAGUUCAUAGGUGAAGUCAGGGUGGCCCUUAAGAAACUGAAGGAGGGAGAGAGCAAGAAAUACUACAUGGGCCUUGAGAGAAUUGCACAGACCCGGGAGGGUAACAGUCAGGCAGUGGAUCCUGGGGCUCAUGUUGCAGAAGAGGAGCGUGGCCGUAUCCUGGUCUCUCUGCUGUACGCCACAGAGAAGAGUUCUCUGGUUGUGGGAAUUAUUCGCUGUGCCCACCUGGCCGCCAUGGAUUCGAAUGGCUACUCGGACCCCUUUGUCAAAAUUAUUUUGCAGCCUGACAUGGGAAAAAAGUCAAAAUACAAAACCACAGUGAAGAAGAAGACUCUAAACCCAGAGUUUAACGAGGAGUUUAGCUAUGAAGUCCCACAUGAUCAGCUCGCCAAGAAAACCCUGGAGAUCUCAGUCUGGGAUUAUGACCUGGGCAUGAGCAAUGAUUUCAUAGGUGGAGUUGAAUUGGGGAUUAACGCAAAAGGAGAUAGACUGAAACACUGGUUCGAGUGUCUAAAAUACAAAGGAAAGAAAGUGGAAUACUGGCACACACUGACACAGCAAGGAGCCCCAAGCAGCGACUAACACUCAGACAAGCAGACAAUUCUCUGAUAAGUAAUACAAAAACAAUGAAGUAAUAAUGAUAAAGAAAUGCAAUAAUGCUCAGACUGAUGGUGAUGAUAAUGACGUUCAAUAUUAACGCGUGAGAAAAAGCAUAAUAAUCUAUUGUACAGCUAAGUGUCACAUUCUUUUGUGAUGAGAAAGAAGCAAGUGUGAUCACAAGCCCGGAUUGUGACGCACAAAGAAUCGACCCCUUUUUCUGGUCUAUACGUCACUUAUGUGAAAUCGUACUGUGUUGUGACUAUGCCACAGGAGCUCAUGCCAUAUUAUAGUGUUAUUGUUUAUUACAUGUUAAACGUGUAAUAGCAUCCUGGUGUUCGUUACAGUUGGUGGUGCCGUAAUUUUGCACACUGUCGAAGCACAACACAUCCAGCUGACUGUAAAUGUCUGUGUGUACCUACGUAUUUACAUUUUGUGAUUUGUUACGUAUGAAAGUUUACAGUCUCUUCCAGCCCGCCAAAAACAUGAUGCACGGGAAAAGCACAAGGGACGGUGUGCAAAGGAACUUUAAUGCAAUGAAAGAAAAUCUCUGGAUUUAAACGUUCACUCAAGAACUGCCGUCUGUCACUCCGAGCAGAACUAAACGCCAGUCACCUCAAUGAUCUGCACAACGUGAAUGUGUGCGCCUGUACGUGUGUGUGUGUGUGUGUGUGUGUGUGUGUGAAUGUCCCCGUCUAUGUUUUUGUCUUUGUACGUAUCUCUGUUGAAUGUCUGUACAGUCUCCUACAAAAAAAACAACAGCUGAUGCACAUUGACAGUCUUUCUCGCUUUCUCUCCGGCGCCCUCUACUGGUUUAGAGGUCUAGCCGCCAGGACAGUUCCAGUACGGAGGGUGAAUCGCCUCUGGCAGGCCUCAUGCACAACCGCACGCCCCAUUAGGGGUUAAAUUAGCAAUCAGACAAAGCCUUUGAAGGACAAACUACCUGUCGAAGGACAUCUACAACACAAAAACAGAGUUGGACACACUUGCUUUGUAGUCCUGACAAUGUGUUGCCAUCAGCUCUGUGAAAUGAUGCACAUUUCUUACCAUGCGUGGGAAUUUCGGCUGUAAUUGUAUCCGUUUGAUUGCAUUUAUUAGAUUCAAAUCAUUCACCACCUACCUGAAUCUACUUUUCAUCUGAUCUUGACAUUUAAUUGCACAACAACUUAUUGUUAACCCCGUCCUUCUGUGGCUCCCGCCGCCAUUCCUGACCUGGAGUUCUGUUGUUGUUUUUUUUCUCCAACAAGUGGGUUAUCAAAUGAAUGGCCUAAACGGUGUAUAAUUAUCAAAUGCUAUUAUAAGCAGCUGCAUGCUAAGUGAAUGUCACAUAUGCUUUGAUGGACCACCGAUCUGCAGUGCUUAUGUUUGUCCUAAUAUCCAUCAUCGGCCCCAUCUAAGGGUAUUUGUUUUUGCUCAGUGAACUGGGACAAUCCAGGCUAGCUUUGAUGAAACAGCAUGGCAUUUAGAUAAUGGACUGGCACCACCUGCCAGCCAAGAUGGGACUCCAGGGGAAGCGUUAAUGAACAAAGGGUCAAACUGAAGGAGGAUUAUUCAAGUUUCGCUCACUUGUCCUCGUUGACUGUCUGUGUGGAAAGUGUGAUGUGACUGCCAUCGUGUGUCCGUCUCUGUAAACUGCAUCUCAGAAAUAAAUUGGUGCAACAGUGGCUGUUGGAAAUGAGAGCAAGUUUUGUGAGUCCUAGAACCUUUCAUUCAUGCACUGGAUUUCUUGUCAUGUAAUGAAAAAUGUUCCAAAUAGAAUGAACCGUAUUAAACAUGAAUGCAUGAUGUAAAGUACAUCUUUAUUGACAGAGAUUCUGCAUGCAUUCUGAUUCUAUGCAUAACAUGAUAUUGUUACAUUUGCAUUUGUUUGUGAUAAAUGAAUGAAUGUACAACAGAAA